UGGGUCGACCCAAUCACAUAUUCUGAUAGGGUUUUGAUCAUUUUAUAAAUAAAUACCCUAAAUGCUCGAAGUCUCUAACCCCAAAAACUAGGGUUUUGAUUUGCGUUUCCAUCCCCCGCCAUUAUCGCAUUUUGUGUGCCUCAGCAGCAACACCAGCCAUGGCUGACGUCAUCCACGAAGCUGGUAUUGUUCCAGAUCCAACACAGCUCGAAAUCAAGCUCUUCAACCGAUGGAGCUUCGAAGACAUUCAGGUUAAUGAUAUUUCUCUGGCUGAUUAUAUUGGAGUGGUGGCAUCCAAGCAUGCAACAUCUGUUCCUCACACUGCUGGUAGAUUCUCGAUCAGGAGGUUCAGGAAGGCACAGUGCCCCAUUAUUGAGAGGCUCACCAAUUCUCUCAUGAUGCAUGGUAGAAACAACGGCAAGAAGCUUAUGGCUGUUAGGAUUAUCAAGCAUGCCAUGGAAAUUAUUCAUUUGCUGAGUGACCUGAACCCAAUUCAGGUUAUUGUCGAUGCUGUCAUCAACAGUGGUCCUCGUGAAGAUGCAACCCGAAUUGGUUCUGCUGGAGUUGUUAGGAGACAGGCUGUGGAUAUCUCACCCCUUCGUCGUGUUAAUCAGGCCAUCUAUCUUUUAACAACAGGUGCACGUGAAGCUGCUUUCAGAAAUAUUAAGACAAUUGCUGAAUGCCUGGCUGAUGAACUUAUUAAUGCAGCAAAAGGUUCCUCCAACAGUUAUGCUAUAAAGAAAAAGGAUGAAAUUGAGAGAGUUGCCAAGGCGAAUCGUUAAGAAGCUUGUGGAAGCAGCAGCAUUGGUGACCAGAGAAGAUUUUGUUUCGAUUUUGUAAUGACCGUGGUUUGUUUCGAAUAUUGAGUAUAUUACUUUUGCUGCCUUUAGUUACUUUUCAGCCGUUCGCUUGGCGGGUUCACAAUUUUUCCUGUUAUGUACUAGCCCUCUUCAUAAUUUACUAUGAAUGAUUUUUGUGGCCCCAUAAUUUUUAACUUAUGCCCAGAUUUAAUUUGUAAUGUUAUUAGAUCAAGUCAUGAGCACUGAAGUUAAAUGUCUGCUCUAAUAUGUUCUCUUGAUGACCCAUCAACUCAAUGGAAAGCAGCAUCUCC
Gastrolobium bilobum is the source of this 1111-nucleotide messenger RNA. RefSeq names its product small ribosomal subunit protein uS7-like. Gene Ontology annotation, cellular component: cytosolic small ribosomal subunit; ribosome. The record is from RefSeq and is a predicted model, not a curated record. The transcript is spliced from 5 exons. The coding region runs from base 159 to 782 and encodes 207 amino acids. Gene Ontology annotation, molecular function: rRNA binding; structural constituent of ribosome; mRNA binding. NCBI's taxonomy places the organism in Eukaryota, Viridiplantae, Streptophyta, Magnoliopsida, Fabales, Fabaceae. Gene Ontology annotation, biological process: ribosomal small subunit assembly; translation.